UUCAGCAAAAACAUACACACUUUCACAGAUUGAUAUAUAGGAUCGAUAAUAUGGCGGCUGCUUCCGACAAGAAUCUCCUGUCCAAAAUCGCCGGCGGCGACCAACACGGGGAGGAUUCGCCCUACUUCGACGGAUGGAAAGCCUACGAAGAUGACCCUUUUCACCCUACUCGCAACCCUCACGGCGUUAUCCAGAUGGGUCUCGCCGAAAAUCAACUUUGUUCUGAUUUGAUAAAAGAGUGGAUAAAGGUGAAUCCGCAUGCGUCUAUCUGCACGUCUGAGGGUGUCCACGACUUCUCCCACGUCGCUGUUUUUCAAGACUAUCAUGGCCUUCCAGAAUUUAGACAGGCGAUCGCGAGGUUUAUGGGGAAAGCGAGAGGAGGGAGGGUGAGGUUCGAACCGGAGAGAGUGGUUAUGAGCGGCGGAGCCACCGGUGCCAACGAGACUCUCAUGUUCUGUCUCGCCGACCCCGGCGAUGCCUUUCUUGUCCCCACGCCCUACUACGCUGCGUACGUAUUCGACAGAGACCUCAGGUGGAGGACCGGAGUACGGAUAAUACCAGUGGAGUGUUACAGCUCGAACGAUUUCCGGAUAACAAGACAAGCCCUAGAAUCAUCGUACCUCAAAGCCCGAGAAUCAGGAACAAAGGUCAAAGGUCUCAUCCUUUCGAACCCAUCUAACCCUCUCGGCACCACUCUCGAUGGAUCAACUCUCGAAACCCUAGUCGGUUUCGUCAACGACAAACAGAUCCACCUCGUCUGCGACGAAAUCUACGCGGCCACCGUCUUCUCGGCUGCGCCGAAAUUCACCAGCGUGGCUGAAAUCGUCCAAGAUAUGGAUCAUCAUGGUCACAUCAUCAACCGUGACCUUAUCCACAUUGUCUGCAGCCUGUCCAAGGACAUGGGUCUUCCCGGUUUCAGGGUCGGAAUCAUUUACUCCUUCAACGACGCUGUCGUGUCCGCCGCCAGGAAGAUGUCCAGCUUCGGGCUGGUUUCUUCUCAGACGCAGAGUUUUCUCGCGGCUUUGCUGUCCGACGAGAGAUUCGUCGACGAUUUCAUGGUUCAGAGCUCGAAGAGACUAGCGAAUAGACAUGGAGUGUUCACCAAAGGGCUCGAAGAAAUGGGGAUUUCUUGCUUGACAAGCAACGCGGGUUUGUUCGUGUGGAUGGAUCUCAGGCCGAUGCUGAAAGACCAGAGCUUUGAAUCUGAAAUGGCUCUGUGGAAUGUCAUCGUCAACAAGGUCAGGAUCAACGUCUCGCCCGGCUCCUCGUUCCACUGUUCCGAGCCAGGGUGGUUCAGGGUCUGCUUCGCUAACAUGGACGAGGAGACGCUCCACGUCGGACUUCGGAGAAUCCGAGAGUUCGUUCUCGGAAACAGAAAUAUCAAGAAGACGGCGGCGGAUAACAAGACACGUGGCGGUUGGCAAAGGAAUCUUCGGCUGAGCCCCUCGUCGAGGAUCUACGAGGAACACGCCCUCUCCCCUCGCUUGUUGUCCCCUCACUCUCCUUUGCUCCGUGCUUAAUUAUAUACUCUUGUUUGAUUAAUUCGCACUAAUCUAUAAUUUAUGAUUAAUAAAAGAGGUCUUAUUUUUGUAUUAAACAAAUUAAACAC
Molecule: messenger RNA, 1609 nt
Organism: Tarenaya hassleriana
Lineage: Eukaryota; Viridiplantae; Streptophyta; Magnoliopsida; Brassicales; Cleomaceae
Product: 1-aminocyclopropane-1-carboxylate synthase-like protein 1
Exons: 4
Coding region: 51-1520 (489 amino acids)
Biological process (GO): biosynthetic process; amino acid metabolic process
Molecular function (GO): transaminase activity; pyridoxal phosphate binding
Source: RefSeq, a predicted model, not a curated record